This is a messenger RNA of Arachis ipaensis, 1184 nucleotides long. The record is from RefSeq and is a predicted model, not a curated record. Lineage: Eukaryota; Viridiplantae; Streptophyta; Magnoliopsida; Fabales; Fabaceae.
UAAUAUAACACGCUGAAGUUUGAGUUUGAACCCAAACUAAAGGAAUUCAAUUCACUCAACCCUAUCCUUCCUCCUGAAUCCAAAACCAUGGAAAUAACGACGGAUGGAAGAAACACAUCAUCAAGGGAGGUAGUUGAUGAUAUUGGGUGGUGUUUAUCAGAUCUGAUAUUAUCAUCAUCGGGUUCAAACACGUUGGACUCAAUCUUCUCUCACUGCCCUCCCGCUAAUCCCACAGUGGCCUUCCAGCAACCGUUCGGGUGCUCCUCCGUCUACACCCGCCAAAGAAACAUCCUGCAGAAGUUGUACGAUCAAAGCCGAGUGACCACGAAGCGUUCUUGUUUUGUUGUUCCCCCUCCCUCGCCAUGGAAGAAGAAGCUGUACAGAGGAGUGAGGCAGAGGAGCUGGGGAAAAUGGGUGGCUGAGAUUCGACUCCCUCAGAACAGAAUGAGGGUCUGGCUUGGCACUUACGAUACUCCGGAAGCCGCUGCUUAUGCUUAUGACCGCGCUGCUUAUAAGCUUCGUGGCGAGUACGCGCGCUUGAAUUUCCCUGCUUUGAAGGAACCCUCCAGUGAUGUCCUCUUGUCUUCCCAAGAUUCCAUCAAGUUUAACUCUCUCAACUGCUACGUGGAUGCUAAGAUUCGUGCCAUAUGCCAAAGGCUCAAGCGAGAGAGGAGCAUGCGCAAGAAUAAUAACAACACUACCACUAGUCCUCUCGAGAAUCCACGGAUGUUCUUGUCUAGUUCAAGCGCCGAGUUUGUUGAAGCAGCUGCUGGCGGUUUCAUUUCAGUAGAGGACGGUAUUGUUUUAGCAGAGUGUCCCCCAACAAUGACAACAGCAGCAGAUACUGAAUCAUCCCAUGAUUUCCAAAACUGUUCCUUAGCAAGACUGCCCUCCUUCGAUCCUGACUUGAUUUGGGAAGUUCUGCCUAACUAAAUAUACGUUUCCAUUAAGUUAUUAUCUUUUAUAAUAUGAGAUAUAACAAUAAUAAGGUACACGAAUGCAUCAAACAUUUCCUCAAAGAACAUCAUUAUCAGGUCACUUAGUCUUGAUUUAGAACUGAUAUAUCUUGGAUGUGUGUUGUACGUUCUCUUUCUUUUCUGGGUAGUGGGUAUUAUUGGCAUGGUGCUUAAGUGUAGGUCUUGUUCCUCAGAAUGGGGACAGGUCCUUUUGUAUUAAGUGGGAUA